This is a messenger RNA of Mycena indigotica, 1608 nucleotides long. RefSeq names its product MFS general substrate transporter. Lineage: Eukaryota; Fungi; Basidiomycota; Agaricomycetes; Agaricales; Mycenaceae. The record is from RefSeq and is a predicted model, not a curated record. Gene Ontology annotation, molecular function: transmembrane transporter activity. Gene Ontology annotation, biological process: transmembrane transport. The coding region runs from base 88 to 1608 and encodes 506 amino acids. The transcript has 11 exons.
ACGUCAGCAUUUCUCUGUCGUUUUUUUCCCUCGCUCUAUGCCGCCGCCGCCCAUGACUUCGCGCUCUGCUGCACAACAUGUGUCACCAUGCCUUCCCCCAAAGAAACCAUUCCCCUAAAUACGGAGGCUAUCUUGCCACCUCUUGUGGACAGCAACCAUGAGGAUCAUAUCCUGACUGGAAAGCGACUUGCUGUGGUGUUUGCUGCAAUGCUUCUUUCCAUCCUACUUAUUGCCCUAGACCAGACAAUUCUGGCGACGGCUCUCCCUCGUAUCGCUUCGGAAUUUCGAGCUUUUUCAUUGCAAGGAUGGGUCUCUUCUUCUUUCAUUCUUGCCCAAACUGUCUUUAUCCUUUUCUUCGGGCAAACGACACGCAUAUUUGUGGCGAAACACAUCCUUCUCGUCGGAGUCUCUCUUUUUGAGAUUGGGUCGCUCGUCUGUGGACUGACAAACGAUGCAAGUCAACUGAUUGCAGGUCGCACAGUGUCGGGCGUCGGGGCGGCAGCAAUCUAUGUCUCUACAAUCCAGAUAGUCACCCAGGUCACUCGAUUGCAGGACCGUCCCAAGUUGUUCGGUAUUUUUGGCGCAGUAUUCGCAGUCUCCUCGAUUAUUGGACCUUUGAUGGGCGGGGCGUUCACCGACAAGAUUUCUUGGAGAUGGUGCUUCUACAUAAAUCUUCCCAUUGGCGGCGUCUCACUCAUCACUGUUACCCUCCUACUUGAAGCUACUCCGCCUCUUGGAUCUGAAGCCGAUCAUGUCAAGAGAACUUGGACCAAAACUCUCAGCUCUGUCUCGGAGAUCGACUAUGUCGGUGUUGUUCUCGUGGCUGGAGCAGUCACGACUUUGAUGCUCUCGCUUCAAUGGGGCUCAAAUACCAAGGAGUGGGGCGACAAAGACCUUAUCAUUUGUUUCAUUUUUGCAGCCGUUCUCGCACUGUUGUUCAUUAUGUGGCAAGUGCGAAAACGUGACAAAGCGCUAAUGCCGUUGGAAAUUUUCCACUCGCGCUCAAUGUAUGCUCUCACAUUGUACUGCAUGCUCACGCGUUUCUCGCUGCUCAUCUUUUCUUACUAUAUCCCGGUCUUCUACCAAGCCGACAGACACUACAGCGCCAUCCGCUCCGGUGUCAAUCUUCUCCCCUUCUCUCUCGGCACCGUCAUUACCAUCAUCCUCACUGCCCAAAUCACGAGCAAGAUCGGAUACUACUGGCCGUGGCUUGUUGUCGCCCCAGUCUUCCUCGCGCUUGGGUCUGGAUUCCUAUUCACGGUCUCCCGCGCCACAUCGUCAGGGACUAUCAUCGGAUUCCAGAUUCUGGUGGGUAUUGGGAUAGGUCUAGCGAUGCAAAACACACUGGUCGCUAUCCAAGCGGAAUUCAACUCUAAACCCGCUCUUCUGGGGCAAGCCACCUCCACAGGGACCUUCGCUCAGUUCCUUGGCGGCACUAUUGGGCUAGGAGUUGCCGAGCCCGUAUUCUCUUCCCGCCUCACCGCUACUUUGGCCAAAUACUCUCCUUCUCUACCCCCAAACCUCCCUCACCAUCGUUCGACAAUCACCAACUGCGAUCUAUACUGGCCUUCCCGCAGAGUUGAUUCCAGGCGUGGUCGAUGCCUAUAA